Messenger RNA from Closterium sp. NIES-67, 1181 nucleotides. The record is from the annotation of a GenBank genome assembly. NCBI's taxonomy places the organism in Eukaryota, Viridiplantae, Streptophyta, Zygnematophyceae, Desmidiales, Closteriaceae.
CCAUGGUUUGAAUGCAGUCUACGCGGCAGCAGCAACAGUAUGCUGGCAGUGUUCGACAGCAGCCACACCGACAGCAGGGUCGCCUCCAGCAGCGGGGCCAGCAGCAGCGGCGGCAUGGGCAGCAGCAGCAACCGGGGCAGAGUGGGCAGCAGAUUGGGCUGUCUGAGCAGCAGCAGCAGCAGCAGCAGCAGCAGGGCCAGCAGCAGCAGCAGGGGCGACAGCAGCAGGGCCAGCAGCAGCAGCCGGGGCAGUGUGGGCAGCAGGCAGGGCAGUCUGAGCAGCAGCAGCAGCAGCAGCAGCAGCAGAAGCAGAAGCAGCAGGGCCAACAGCAGCAGGGACAGCAGCAGCAGCAAGGCCAGCAACAGCGGGGCCAGGAUUCACAUCAGUGGCACAGACAGCAGGAGCAGCAGAGUGGGCAGCAAGCAGGGCUAUUUUGGCAGCAGCAGCGCCAAGGUGGGCAGCAGCAACAACAGUUGCGACAGCAGCACCAGCAACAACAGGGUGGGCAGUGGGGAGGGCUGUUUGGGCAGCAGCAGCAGGGUCAGGGGCAGCAGGACCAAGGUGGGCCGCAGCAGCAGCAGGGGCAGCAGCAGCAGGUACCGGGUGGACAGCAGCAGCAUGGACAACUGCAGCAGCAGGGUCAGCGUAGGCCGUGGCAGCAGGGACAGCAGCAACAUCAGCAGCGGGGUGGGCAGCAGGGAGGGCUGUUUGGGCAACAACAGCAGGGUCAGCGUAGGCAGCAGGGUGAGCAGCAGCAGCAGUGGGGUGGGCAACAGGCAGGACUGUUAAGCCAGCAGCAGCAGCAUGGUGGGCAGCAGGCAGGGUUGUUUGAGCAGCAGCAGCAGGGACGACAGCAGCAGCGCCAGGGUGGGCAGCAGCAGCAGGGUCAGGGGCAGCAGAACCAGGGUAGGCAGCAGCAGCAGGGUCAGGGGCAGCAUAACCAGGGUAGGCAGCAGCAGCAGGGUCAGGGGCAGCAGAACCAGGGUGGGCAGCAACAGCAGGGUCAGCAGCAGCAGGGUCAGGGGCAGCAGAACCAGAGUGGGCAGCAGAAACAGCAGGAUCAGGGGCAGCAGAAUCAGGGUAGGCAGCAGCAGCAGCAGGGUCAGGGGCAGCAGAACCAGGGUGGGCAGCAGCAGCAGCAGGGUCAGGGGCAGCAGACAAGGGAGCCUCCAAAGUCCAGA